GAAUCUGUCAUGUCCUACCGCCCACCUACGAAAUGCAUCCUCACGAAGGAACAGUUGGCAGCGUUCCAAGCAUCGGACACACACAAAUCUAUAGUUGAAUAUAUCGAGACGCUCAAUGAAGCCAUCGUAGGCGUCAAGCUCACCGAUGAAUGCACCGAGUCAGAGGGCGUGAAAGCCGUUCUACAUAUCUUGGAACAGGUAGAAGCGAUUGCGAAGGAUACGCCUCCUGUUGCGAAUGCAGGUUCGCGGUUCGGCAAUCCUGCCUUCAGGACGUUCUUCGACAAAGUGGCUGAGAAAGCUGCCAACAUGCAUGCAUCUCUGCCGAAUCUCCCAUCCGAAGCCGUCCCUGAAGUAUCUGCGUACUUCAUGGAGUCUUGGGGCAACAGGACUCGUAUAGACUACGGGAGUGGUAUGGAACUAAACUUCCUAUGCUGGAUGUACUCUCUCGAGCGAUUGGGUGUAGUAGUGGAAGGCGAUCACAUCCCGUUGGUGAUCCGCGUGUUCUGGAGGUAUAUUCAGGUCAUGCGCGUGCUUCAGUCCACGUAUUGGCUUGAACCUGCUGGUUCCCAUGGUGUUUGGGGUCUCGAUGAUUACCACUUCCUUCCCUUCCUCUGGGGUUCCGCACAGCUUAGAGGGCACAAAUACAUUCGGCCAAAGGCUAUCCACGACAGUGAGGUAGUCGAGGAAUAUGCCAAGAACUACAUGUACUUUGCGUGCAUCCAGUUUAUCAACUCCGUCAAGACCGCGUCCCUGCGAUGGCAUUCUCCCAUGCUAGAUGACAUUUCCGCUGUCAAAACUUGGGACAAAGUCAACUCGGGCAUGAUCAAGAUGUACCUCGCCGAAGUCCUCGGUAAACUCCCGGUCAUCCAGCACUUCCUCUUCGGUUCUAUCUUACCGUACACCGGACCGCCUCCUCCGGUCUCCUCCGAAGUGCUCGAUCCCAAUGAUCCUCAUUACGGACAUGCGCACGCACACGACCAAGGAGGCGUGGGACAACAGGAAGUUGGCUGGGGAGAUUGCUGUGGGAUCCCCGUCCCAAGCGUGUUCGGUGCAGCCCAGGCGGAGAAAACCAGGGGUGCUGGACUGUCGGGUCCCGGUAUCCGGCCAGUGCCAUUUGACUGAUUGGGAUAACUUGCAGUACACAUAAAACGAAAGUGUAUCAUAGUGUUCCAACUGCGAUAAUACAAGUUGGCGUAUAGACCA
This is a messenger RNA of Punctularia strigosozonata HHB-11173 SS5, 1203 nucleotides long. RefSeq names its product Phosphotyrosyl phosphatase activator. The record is from RefSeq and is a predicted model, not a curated record. Gene Ontology annotation, cellular component: nucleus; cytoplasm; protein phosphatase type 2A complex. The transcript is spliced from 8 exons. The coding region runs from base 10 to 1122 and encodes 370 amino acids. Gene Ontology annotation, biological process: mitotic spindle organization. Gene Ontology annotation, molecular function: protein tyrosine phosphatase activator activity; peptidyl-prolyl cis-trans isomerase activity. Lineage: Eukaryota; Fungi; Basidiomycota; Agaricomycetes; Corticiales; Punctulariaceae.